AUGGCGCAUCUAUUAUGGUUAUUAUGUUUUGUAUUGAUUCUCGUAGCGUUUCCUAGUGUAUCGGCAAAUCUUGUCAUAUAUACUGUGACUUUUGUUUCCUGUGUUGAGGGUUCAACUUGUCCUCAGGGAAAUCCAUCCAGUUACAGUGCAACAUUUGCUUUAAACGGUACUCUCAGUCCAAAUAUCACUUUAAAUGUUGGUGAUACGUUACAAUUUAAUUUGGCUACGAGUGUACCUAGUCAUCCACUGACAAUAUGCCAAAAUAGUGUCGUACCCAGUUUCUGCCAAGGAGCCGCUUCUACUAGUUUACUCAACAGUCCAAUUACUAACGCAGGUACUACGACUUCUGUUGUAUUUAGUACCAGUGGUACUUAUUAUUAUGGAUGUAAUAAUCAUCCCGGAAUGGGUGCUAUGAUUAACGUCAUACAAACAGUUACUGCUGCUGCAUCAGCUUCAACAACUGUUGUUACUUCAUCAGCUGCAACAGCUAUUGUUGUUACUUCAUCAGUUUCAACAGCUAAUACAGCUUCAUCAGUUGCAACAGCGAUGGUUACUUCAGCAUCAACAGGUUCCACAUCGUCAUCAACAAAGGGUACUGGUGCUAGACAUCAGUUAUCUGUACUAUUCCUGUUCACAGUUAUCGUCGCUUUAUUUACAUUUAUCUUCACCUAA
Messenger RNA from Adineta steineri, 672 nucleotides. The record is from the annotation of a GenBank genome assembly. NCBI's taxonomy places the organism in Eukaryota, Metazoa, Rotifera, Eurotatoria, Adinetida, Adinetidae.